Ectocarpus siliculosus is the source of this 2711-nucleotide messenger RNA. The record is from the annotation of a GenBank genome assembly. Lineage: Eukaryota; Phaeophyceae; Ectocarpales; Ectocarpaceae.
AUGGUCCCGGAAAAAGUAUGCCGGGGGCGGUAUAUAUAUGUACAUGUACGAUCGCACACUUGUGCCUGCUCUCUCUCUCUCUCUCUCGUGACUGAAACGCAACAACGAGCAGCACCAGGGCCGAGACAGGGGUCGAGCUGGCGGGUUUUAGCAGCAGUAUCAGGUGCGUGCUCUAUUCAUAAGAAGAGAGACGAGAGGUUGCCAAAGCGAGGGCGGCUUCUUCUCUGUCAAGCGGAUAGCAGGCUAGCGCAAGGGACUGCGACACGGACCCUUGUAUGUGUCAACCGGAGUGUUCAGCAACAUCAGCAGGAAUCUCUGCGGCAAACUAAAAGGAUCUUUUGUGGGCGGGGGGGGGGAGGGAACGUGGCCGGGAUGAGGAUGUCGGCGUUGAUAUGGCGAUUGCUGAGGGCCACCUUGCCUCCAAUACUUGCGGUGGGCAGUUCCGCCUUCGCGGUUGGGCUGGACGAGAGAGGUGACGAGGCAGGCGGAGGCGCCAUUGGCAUGCGAGAGGGGUUUGUGGUGCAGGAGGUGGGAUGCCCGCAAGCCAUCUCGCACGACGAGGCGCUUGCGAGAACGUCGGACCACUCCUGGCCAGGCGGUGUUUUGAACGUUACGUCACUGGAGACAGUCGGUCGAUCGGGGAAUCAUUACAUGGCGAUAUCGGCAAUGUUUUCCUUGGCAUAUUGCUGCGGAGUGAAGGUGCUCCAGCUACCCGACACCGACUAUCGCUUCCCUACCGAGGAAGGGGGAGAGUUCAAGUCGUCGAAGCACCUCUUCACGUUCUCCUCCAACGGCACUGAUGGCGUCGAGGCGGAGCGACAGACAUGGUCCCAGUUGACGGGUCUAGAAGACCUCCAGGGCCGAGUGGGAAUCUGUCCCAAGGAGAGGAUCGUCGAUGGGACACAUGCCAACCACAUCACGGGGCUUGGCAAAGACCUUCAGACAUGUAUUCGCCACGUGCACAUGCGAGGGUGCGAGGCCGCCUACCUGCAGCAGGUGAUCGGUGACGAAAGGUCUUGCCCGGAUUCGCCGCCGCCACCCGUGGAGACGGAUGGGGAGCCUACUGAAUUGGUGGUUCCCGGGACGGCAGGGUUGCCCUCCGAAAGGAAGGGGGACGGGCAUCUGGUGGUGCACAUUCGAUCGCAGGAUAUCUUUAGUCCUGACACGAGAUUUCAUCAGUACGGACAGCCGCCCUUGGGGUAUUUUCUGGCCGUCAUCGCGAGCAAGAAGUGGGACUACUUGUCGGUCCUCACGUCCGGACCAGACAAGCAGCUCAACCCGACGUAUAGCGUGAUCGCAGAGCUCAACCGCCAAGGGUACCUUGGGACCAACGUGGGGAUGCAUAAGGACCGGUCGUUCUGGGUAGACCUGCAGACCAUGCUCUGCGCGGACAACCUUGCCCUGUCGCACUCUACCCUGUCGAACCUUCUGCUGGCGCACUCGAGAGCCAAGCGCUUCUUCCUGCCGUGGGGUUGCGAGCCGCAACCGUGGACCUUGAAGCUCAACCGCUUCGUGAACGCCUCGAUGAUCUGCCUCCAAAGGCCGGAGGUUCAGGUGUACGGUAUCGAUUGGCGAACAACCAAAGACGCUUACACCGUGUACGACUCCUGGGAUCCAAACUCCAACAUGAUGGAGAUGGUCGUUUCCGACGCAGUCAAGGGCGUGCAGCGCUGCUGCAAUUGACUUGAGAGUAGUUAGCGUUUUGGUCCAUUCCUGAGUUACUACAAGUAUGCUGUAACCACCUUUUUUUGACAGGGCUUAAAUGUCCGGGGUACACGCAUGCAGGUCUCCGUGUGUGCCAGAACACCGCGCCCCAAGAACUGUAUUUUCUGGGUCGGCUGUUCGCAAGGCACCCUGAUCGCACUGCAGUGAAGAUUGGGUUGAGCAGUGGCACCACCACAAUUAUUUGCGGGCCAUGCCCGCUUUCAGGGCAUGGUAACGCGAGGAAAAUAUGCGUAAACCCCUCCUGCCCCGCACGCGCGCGCGCGCGCGGGCCUCCCAUACCGCACACACAUGACCCCAUGCGCACGCUUGAACGUUGACGAAAGUUGCACUCCACGCGCCCUGCAGUUGGCGCACGCGCGAGUGAGCGUGUCGUUUUUAGUUGUAUUUUCUUUCGCUGUCAGUUUAAUCCGACAAGGAAGGGUGGGGGAGCUCAUGUCCUUAGUGUUUCGGUGUUCUCUCAUUUGUAGCUUGAGCCUUCCUCACCCCCGCGCUGGGGACGCGGCAGAGAGAGAACUGGCCGACGGUGUAUUUCCUAGCGUUGGUAGGGGUGCGACCCUCGGCGUUUGUGACGGUGAGCGUGCUGUAAUAGGAUUGUUGCUUCUGUUGGUUGUUGUUGUGGUGAUGGUUGUUUACCGUGGUGAUACUGGUGAUUUCCUAAAUGCAUAUAACGGCUGUAUUUUGUCUUUGUAGUCCCCGAAUCGGGAGCCAUCGCACCUUAUUGUUGUGUGUUAUUACUCUAACCUUUUCUGUCGCGGUCAAGUCUGGACACCGGUCAUGAUUUGUUUUUCAUGUGUUUCCGUGAGUGGUGGGGCAAGGCUCUAUUUGAGGUUCUGUGUUUUUUACCUGAUUGCGCAUGGACCACACAACGUACGUACGUCGAUUAGUCUAGGUCGUGAAUGUUUUCUUGGGCUUUUUUUAUAAGUUCACGUGUUCAAGAACGAUACGGCGCAAGGCCGGUCGAUGCCGCACAUGAGCGGCCGACUAUG